This is a messenger RNA of Monodelphis domestica (gray short-tailed opossum), 3843 nucleotides long. RefSeq lists its product as uncharacterized. The record is from RefSeq and is a predicted model, not a curated record. Lineage: Eukaryota; Metazoa; Chordata; Mammalia; Didelphimorphia; Didelphidae.
CUGAGGGCCCAGAGAGUGAAUCAUUGCUCCUGAGUCACCCAGAAGUUGCCAUGGCCCGGUUGCCAGGGGAACACAGUUCAGAAGGUGGCUACAGAGACAUGUUCCAGGCUGGAGAGAAGCAGCUCCCUGAGCAACUGAAUUCUGCAAUGCCUUAUGGAGUCCUGGCUACUCUAGCUGAGGAUGACUCUAGUCAGUCAGAAGAAGAGGGUAGCAGGGCUCCUUCAAGCUACUCCAGGGAGACCUUUGAGUCCUUCACAGAGGAAGAGAAGGAGAAGGUGGUAGGAGAAGAAAAUCAACUGACUGAAAGGAAGCCCUCUGAUGCCUUGGUGUCUUCUGAAGACUGCCAGACCUGGUCCCAUGCCUCUGAGAGUCUUCCUGUGAGCAAGAAGCUGACACCAAGCUUAAAGGAUGGAGAUGAGCCAGUGAACUCAUUGGAUUCUGUUGCUGCAGAAGAGAAACUGAAUGAAACAUGGAUCCAGGUUCUCAAGGCCAAAGAUAGUCCUCCUGGACAGCACCAGGAAGGCUCCACAUCCCAAGCAGAGCUGUUCAGGGACUUAAGCCAACAUGCUGCCCAGUCACCUUAUUUUGAAGAUGAGAAAACUGAAGUCCAGAGAAGGCCUGCAAGUCCAGAGAGUGAAUCAUUGCCUCUGAAUCACUCAGAAGUUGCCAUGGCCUGGUUGCCAGGGGAACCCAGUUCAGAAGGGGGCUGCAGAGGCACUGUCCAGGCUGGAGAGGAGAAGCAUCUUGAGCAACUGAAUUCUGCAAUGCAUUAUGGAGUCCUGGCCACUCUAGCUGAGGAUGACUCUGGUCAGUCAGAAGAAGAGACUAUUAGUGCUCCUUCAAUCUAUUCCAGGGAAACCUUUGAGUCCUUCACAGAGGAAGAGAAGGAGAAGGUGGUAGGAGAAGAAAAUCGACUGAAUGAGGGGAAACCCUCUGACUCCUUGGUGUCUUCUGAAGAAUGCCAGACCUGGUCCCAUGUUUCUGAGAGUCUUCCUGUGAGCAAAAAGCUGACAGCAAGCUUAAAGGAUGGAGAUGAGCCAGUGAACCCAUUGGACUCUGUUGCUGCAGAAGAGAAAUUGAAUGAAAUGUGGAUCCAGAUUCUCAAGGCCAAAGAAAGUCCUACUGGACAGCACCAGGCAGGCUCCACAUCCCAAGCAGAGCUGUUCAGGGACUUCAGUCACCAUGCUGCCCAGUCACCUUAUUUUGAAGAUGGGAAAACUGAAGUCCAGAGAAGGCCUGCAAGACCAGAGAGUGAAUCAUUGCCUCUGAAUCACCCAAAAGCUGCAAAAGACUCAAAAGAGGCCCAGGAUGCUCUGGGGUCAUUUUGUGCCACUAAGAUAAACUUGAUUCAUCAGCAGAUGAACCCUCGGGAGACAAAGAAGAUCAGGCAUCAGAAGCUGCACCAAAGACCCAAUACAGAGAAGCCAGGGACACAUGAGAUAAACAAUUCUGUUGUUCCUUUACAUCUGAUGAACAGAAUCUAUCAGCAAAACCUGAGGGUGAUGCUCAGCAAGGCUUCAACAAUUAGGGAGCAUGAAAUUUCCAAGUGCCCAGAAUGUACUAAGAAAAGAGGAGAACUAGCCCAGAAGGCUUUUCUGCGUCAGAAAAAAACCUUCCUAGAUUCAGGUCUACUCAAAGAGAAAAUUGAAAAGUGCUUCUAUACCAAAGAUUUUCUCAGUCUCAUUGGAGAAGUCCACCAAAGCCUUCCCAGACUUUCUGAUGACCCAAAGACCAUCUGGAAAAGAUUGACUACUCAAGGUCAGACUGGCUAGAUUUUGGUUCAGCUCCAUCCCUGAGUAGGUGCUUGGAUGAAAAUAUCAGACUCUCACCUCCAUCCUAUGUCCCAUCGAAAGCCUGUUGGUGCAGCCAGGGAUUAAUGAUAACUUGAUCAAUAAACAAGUGUUUCUGUUAAAAAAGAAGUCUUAAAGCCAUCUCCUUAAAAAGAAAGUACAACACACUUAAAUUUCAUCUGCAUUAUUAACAUUUUCUCCAGCUCUUAGUCAUAGCUAGACAAUCCACAAAAUGGAAGUUCUGAUUUAUAGGAUUUACCCACCAAGGAGGUGUAAAUGUCACUGAAAAUUUUAGUCAGCUCUGUGAAUCCUUUAGAGAUGGCUCCAACACAUUUCUGAUCUUGGUUAGAGGUUCAUGAAACAUUUAAGUGGCAUGUUGUCUAGUCUGGAUAUACUUACAGAUGACCCGGGGAAAGGACCAGAGCAAAAGCACCAGAGGGCUUGAAGAUGAAGAGAAAAAUUAGUGUUGUUUUUGCCUAAAAGAUCAGCUGAUUGGUACUUAGAUUCAAAUUAUAAGGUUGUGGAAAUUAUUGCAAUGAAACACAUUUGUGGUUACAGGCAGGAAGCAUUUUUGAAGACUACAUUGGAACAAGUGGAAACCAGCAUCUUAGCAGUCCAUGUUUGUUAGCCCUUAAGGGAUAGUCUCAGUAAAUAUGUAUUGUAUAGUGGAAAGAACAUUGUGAACCGAAUUUUCAUUGCUAGUUUUGCUAUUUACUAUUUUGGGGACCAUAUAAAGUCAAUUAACCUCUUUGGGUUUCAGCAUCUCAUUUGUAAAAUGAGGGCAUUAGACGCAGGGUCUCUGAGGUCUUGUCAAGUCCCAAAAUGACGAUUCUAUGGAAAUAGGUGUUCCUAGGGCUCAGCCAAGUGGCCAAGAAGCAGCUCCGGCUGUUCUAAAUCACAUGUUGCAAUGGUGUUUGGUCAGUCACCAAGAAACCUUAAGUUGAACCGACCACUCUUUUGCUGACUCCAUAUUAGAUGGAGGGCGUGUCUUCAAAUGAUUCUCAGGCUGAUUGAGAAUAUUAAAUAAAUUCUGUGCUUUGGGACAUAAACAACCAUGCCAACAAAAAUCCUUUUCUAUUACUAAUACACAGGAUUUAAUUUGUUGGAGAAAGAAACAAUAUAUACGAGGCCAAUUAUCAUUAGAAAUAGGAAUUUCUGAUAACUUUACAUGUGGUAAUGGGUGAGAUUGGUUGGUUUGUUCUACCUAAGAGAACUUUUUUGAAUUAUCUUUUAGUAGAAGGCACGAGAUGGGAAAUAGGGAGAAGUAUGUCUGCCUUAUGACAGCUGAGGUUUGGAGAAAAUCUAAAGGAGACUGGCUCUUAGGAAAUGAAAGCCUAAGCUUAAAAACAAUGCUUGAAAUAUAUAGCAUAUAAUCACCCAUAAGAAUAUAAGAUUUGGCCCUUUGGGGUCUAUCUUUUAUAGGUCAUUACAAAUGAGAGAAUAAGAUAAAUUAUUAUGCAUAAAGGUUCUAAAUUUGGUAUAAUGUCCAGGUCUAUAGAUUUUGGGAGCAGUGCAGUUCCUUAAGGUAAUGAAGUCUAAGUUAUCAUUGCAUGAUGUGAGGUUGAAGUGGGUGACCAAGAAAAGAAAGUUGUGGGAGUUGAUGAUUUUUGUAAUCCAUAUGUUAGUGGUCACACAUUAAUAUUGAAGUUCAUAUGAUAAUGGAUGAAAAGGAGGACUGUAAAUCAGCUAUUAAGUCAUUUGAAAAGUUGGAACACUGACCUAGAGGUCAGUAGAAGACAAUUACAGGGAUGGGGAAAGGAAGCUAUGCAAUGAUUAAUAUAAAAUUCAAGAAAGGAGAAAUUAUAGGAUAGAGGUGAAGGAAUCCUUUAGUGGUGGUAAGCAAAAUAUAUGCAACCCUUCCUAAGAUUUAGAGUAGAAGAAAGGAUUACCUGCAAUGGACAACACUGCAAGGGGAUAUGGACGCUUUGUCCUCAAAGGAGAAAUAUGUUUCAGUUAAAGAAGAAGGAAGGAGUGCAAAUGGGAAUUUGUGUGUACAUGUGCAUGUGUGUAAGGGCUUUGCAACUGGGUAAAAAGGCUCAUUAUGAAUUCAGUU